Messenger RNA from Pelagomonas calceolata, 696 nucleotides. Lineage: Eukaryota; Pelagophyceae; Pelagomonadales; Pelagomonadaceae. The record is from the annotation of a GenBank genome assembly.
GCCAAUAAUCAGCCAGUGUGUUGUAACACACUAGGAUAGCGCAUAUGCGGCAGCAGCCCAACGCCACCAGCACAACAGGAACGCAUCGGUUUCGUCAAUUACUGGCCUCCGCGAGCCUCACGGACGCUUUUUUUGCAGCCCUUCGCGUGAGAACCGCAUCUGUGAUCAGGGGGCUGCACAGACACCAGCCAGUACCGAUGCCUUCCCGCCCCACACGACUGCUCGUUCUACUGCUCCGAACGACCCAAUGUCAUGCCUUCUUCGAGGCGAGUCGCGAGUCCGCGGGCGGAGUGAUCGAAGUAGACGCGGAGUCGUGGGCCGCCACCGUCGUCGCGUCGGAAAAGCCUGCAUUCGUCAUGUGGUACUCACCGACGUGCCCCCACUGCCGCCGCUUCGGCCCGCACUACGCGGCGUGCGCCGAGGCCCACGCGGGCCCGCGCUAUUUUAGGAUCGACGCCGACGACAACGAGGCCCUGGCCGACGAGCACUCCGUCUCGAAACUACCGACGUUCCAGUUGUACCGGAACGGAGAGCUCGCGUCGACCUUCCGGGGUCGGCCCGACGAGGCGGCGCUGCUGUCUUGGGUGCGGAGCGAGGCGCCCGCCUUCGCCGUGCGCGAUCUGUAACACUUCUGUAACUACUAGUACUGUCUUGUGAAUCGGCGACGCGCGGUGGAUAUCUCCUCCCGUAACACCG